Molecule: messenger RNA, 1629 nt
Organism: Adineta steineri
Lineage: Eukaryota; Metazoa; Rotifera; Eurotatoria; Adinetida; Adinetidae
Source: the annotation of a GenBank genome assembly
AUGUCAAAUCAAAUUCUAUGUUCAUCAAAUGAAUCAUCAACAAUAAUAAAUAAUUUAACUCCACCAAUUCGUCGAGUUACAAAUGAUUUAUUAUCAUCAUCAUCAAUUCCACCAUUAGAUAAUAUUAAUUCAAAUGAACAAAUAAAUUUAACACGUCCAUCAUUAUCAUUACGAAAACUUCAAAAAAGUUCUUUUCAUUUUGUUAAACAAACAAUAGAGAAAACGAAUCAAUCAUCAUCAUCAUCAUCAUCAUCAACUAUUUUACGUGAACAUUCAACAAGUUCAAUAAGUUCUUUAUCAAAAUCAUCAAAUUAUGAUUCAUUAAGAUCUUUUUCUCCAAAUUCUUCUGUUCAUCAAGAUGAUGAAGAUGAUGAUGAUGAUGGAAGUAGUAGUGAUGAUAUUAAUCAUCAAUGGAAUUUAAAUCAAUUAGCAUCACAAAUAUCAAUAAGACAAUUGAUGACAAAUGAUUCCUUAUCAUUAUCUGAUGCUGAACCAAUCAAUGUAAUUCCAAUGAGUGAAUGUAAAAUCUGUCUUGAAGAAUCAUCAAUCGAACGUUUAUCUUGUUGUUCAUCGUUUAUUUGUUCUAAAUGUAUUUAUUUACAUUUAUCAACAAAUAUAAUUGAUGGUCGUAUACGUUUAAUUUGUCCAUCAUGUCCACAUAUAUUUACUCGUGAAGAAAUUUUAUCAUUAUUAUCAUUAAAUGAUCCUAAUGGAAAUAUCUCUGAACGAUAUAAACGUUUUUAUGCUGAUAUUAAUCGUGAAUCACAUAUAAAAACAUGUCCAAAAUGUUGUUCAAUAAAAGAAAUAGAUAAAAAUUUAUUUGAAGGUGUUCGUUGGAAAAGAAAUAUUCCACGAAAAGUUCUUUGUAAUGAAUGUCAAUUUGAAUGGUGUUUUUAUUGUCAUUCACCAUGGCAUGAAAAAAUGUCUUGUAAAGAAUAUCAACAAGGAGAAAAAAUGCUUAGAUCAUGGGCACAACAAAUUGAUCAAAAUCAACAUAAUGCACAAAAAUGUCCAAGAUGUAAAGUUUAUAUAUCACGAAAUGGUGGUUGUCCACAUAUGAUUUGUUCCAAAUGUCAAUGUGAUUUUUGUUAUAAUUGUGGACGAAGAAGAUUAGGUUUAAAAUUUUUUGGUUCACAUGAAAGUCGUUAUUCUCCAUUGGGUUGUAAAUAUAAUUUAUAUCCUGAUAAACCAAUAUUACGUCAUACAGUUCGUGGAUUAGUUGUUGGUGCAGCAACAUUAGCAAUACCAGUUGCAGCUGUUGGUGCAAUAGCAAUGUUAGCUGUUGGAACAACAAUUGGUGCACCAACUUAUGGAACAUAUCGUUUAGUUAAACAUAUUCGAUCAAAACGACAAGAUCGUCGUCGAAGACAAUAUAUGGAAACAAUAUCAAGACAAUGGACAACGAGUGAUAGUCUUUCAACUUAUAUUAAUACAAUUGAUGAAAGAAAUACAGAAAUUGAUGAGAUUGAAAAAGCUAUUCAAGCAAGUUUAAUUACUUAUAGAAAUGAAAUUUCGAAAAGAGAACAAAGAGAAGUUACACCAUAUCCAAUUAGACGUUUUAGUCAUUCAAAUCAUCAUGAUAACGAUGAUAACGAUGAUGAAGAUGAUGAUGAUAGUUUUGAUGAUUAA